AUGUGCAUGAAAAAACCAUACAUGUUUUUGACUUUCCUCAUUCUAAGACCAUCAAGUCCUAAAGCUGGAAUCGAUGUUUAUUUACAACCUUUAAUAGAUGAAUUGAAAAGGUUGUGGAUUGGAGAAUGGACUUAUGAUAUAUCUUGCAAACAAAAAUUUACUUUGCGAGCUGCCUUGAUAUGGACUAUUAAUGACUUUCCCGCUUAUGGAAUGUUAUCUGGUUGGGGUACGCAUGGAAAAAUGGGAUGUCUAUAUUGCAUGGAAUUUACAAAGGCUUUUACUUUGGAAUUUGGAGGAAAAAGUUUGUGGUUCAACUGUCACCGCAGAUUCCUACCACGAGACCAUGUCUUUAAAAGAAACAAGACUAAUUUCAAAAAAGAUGUACGAGUAAAAGAUUUGCCUCCUCCUCGAUUGUCACCAGAGGAAAUAUGGAAUUGA
Lathyrus sativus (Indian pea) is the source of this 438-nucleotide messenger RNA. NCBI's taxonomy places the organism in Eukaryota, Viridiplantae, Streptophyta, Magnoliopsida, Fabales, Fabaceae. The record is from the annotation of a GenBank genome assembly.